Messenger RNA from Diceros bicornis minor, 590 nucleotides. Its product is annotated as ragulator complex protein LAMTOR1-like. Gene Ontology annotation, biological process: positive regulation of MAPK cascade; cellular response to amino acid stimulus; lysosome organization. NCBI's taxonomy places the organism in Eukaryota, Metazoa, Chordata, Mammalia, Perissodactyla, Rhinocerotidae. Bases 45 to 590 code for a protein of 181 amino acids. Gene Ontology annotation, cellular component: Ragulator complex; late endosome membrane; lysosome. The transcript is spliced from 2 exons. Gene Ontology annotation, molecular function: molecular adaptor activity; guanyl-nucleotide exchange factor activity. The record is from RefSeq and is a predicted model, not a curated record.
CCGUCCCUCCUCGCGCGGUCUGAGCGCCCGGCCCGACCCCGGCCAUGGGGUGCUGCUACAGCAGCGAGAACGAGGACUCGGACCAGGACCGAGAGGAGAGGAAGCUGCUGCUGGACCCUAGCAGCCCCCCAACCAAAGCCCUCAAUGGAGCUGAGCCCAACUACCACAGCCUACCUUCUGCUCGCACAGAUGAGCAGGCCCUGCUCUCCUCCAUCCUUGCUAAGACAGCCAGCAACAUCAUCGACGUGUCUGCUGCAGACUCCCAGGGCAUGCAGCAGCAUGAGUACAUAGACCGGGCAAGGCAGUACAGCACCCGCUUGGCUGUGCUGAGCAGCAGCCUGACCCACUGGAAGAAGCUGCCGCCACUGCCGUCUCUCACCAGCCAGCCCCAUCAAGUGCUGGCCCGCGAGCCCGUUCCCUUCUCCGACUUGCAGCAGUCUCUUACUUUUUCUCCCCUCCCUAAUCUCCUCCCCUCAACCUUUAUUCUCUUUCUCUUUGUCUCCAGGAUAGCUGCUUAUGCCUACAGUGCACUUUCUCAGAUCCGUGUGGACGCAAAAGAGGAGCUGGUUGUACAGUUUGGGAUCCCAUGA